AUGCACGCGAUCGGCAUCUCCUCAGUCAAUGGUUCGGAUAUCUGGUUCUACCAGACUUUGCCCAAUGAGUUAUCCGGAAUCCCGCUUGUUGCUGGAACCUCCGAAUAUUUGGUCAAUAACAAAAACAUGGAAAUCCUGUUUGAAGUGCAUGUCCGCGAAAAUGUGACACCCAAACAUCGGUUCUCCCUGGUUUUGCUGAGACCAACAGUUGAACAGAUGCUCGGUUUUCCAAGAACGAGGGUGAUUUUUUUGGAGUUUUUGGCAAACGCAAUGAAUAUAUCAUCGAUUUCUAUUUUGAAUAUUGAAUACAUACGACUUUCACCUGACAACAUGACAAUUGUGUCAUUUCACAACAACUCGAAGGAUUCGGAACUGUGCGAUUUUAACAGCUUCCACUCAAUGCUUACAAAAAUGACAAAUACGGACGGUAGCCUCAAGGACGCGUUUGUGCUUUCGAUGUUCCCCGACUAUUCCGUCCAUAGUCUCACCUUCGAACGUUUUGAGGAAUGCGCUGAUCAUCCGACAUCCCAGCUGCCAACGUCCAUGCCUGCUCCUUCUGGUGAGCAAAUUGUGUUGUAUUUUAUUGUUCUAUUUGGCGCCAGUUAUGGUUUGGCGAUGCUUUUUUAUGGAUGUUAUAUUUGCUUGAGCAGGCAAAUUGAUAGAGCUCAGAAACGCAGUGCUGGAAGAAUUCACAAGAACUAUCGGAGAGUGGCGACAGAUCACAGUGAGGCUUCAGUCCACGUCUAA
This is a messenger RNA of Caenorhabditis elegans, 747 nucleotides long. It is a transcript of the gene dgn-3, whose product is annotated as Peptidase S72 domain-containing protein. Bases 1 to 747 code for a protein of 248 amino acids. NCBI's taxonomy places the organism in Eukaryota, Metazoa, Nematoda, Chromadorea, Rhabditida, Rhabditidae. The transcript has 3 exons. Gene Ontology annotation, cellular component: dystrophin-associated glycoprotein complex. The record is from RefSeq and is marked reviewed.